CCGUGACCACGUGACACACUAAAUAUAGCCGGCGCGAUUCAGCGGUUCUUCCUAAUUUCCGUCAUCCAUUCUGCCACCGAUAGGCCGGGUCGAAAGUACUUAAAUAAAACAUGGCAAAGUUAAUGUUCGGAGUUUUAUUAAUUUGGACAUUGUUAAUAAAAUCAGAGGCCUCAAACUGGGGUUAUGUGGAGGACAGAGGCCCGAACCAUUGGGCGGAUCUGUUUCCGGACGCGUGCUCCGGGCAGCAGCAGUCCCCUAUCGAUAUCAGGACCCAAGAGACAAUUUAUGACCCCGGCCUCAAAGACUUUGCCGUCUUCUUCGACCCACCCAUGCCGGGAUCCAGAUUCUUUGUACACAACAAUGGACAUUCAAUUCAGGUAAACACAGAGGGCCGUUUCUACGUGAGUAACGGUGGGCUACCGGACAUCUACAGCACCGCACAGUUCCAUUUCCACUGGGGCCACCAGGCGCACCACGGCUCUGAACACACCGUGGAUGGCAUACCCGCCCCCAUUGAGAUGCACAUUGUGAACUGGAACUCGGACAGGUUCGCGUCCAUCGGUGAGGCGGCGACGGAGCCCGCUGGCCUAGCGGUCCUGGGCAUCUUGUUUGAGAUCUCUCCUAAUGACAACCCAAUCCUAGAGCCAAUCGUUAACGUCCUCACACAUGUCAGGGACCCCGACAUGAAGCUCAAGGCGGAGAUCCCGGCAGUGUCAAUGCGCACGUACCUGCCACGAGCCCACGACCGUUACUAUAGAUACAACGGCUCGCUAACCACGCCUGGCUGCUUCGAGAGUGUCGUCUGGACAGUUUUCCAUGAGAAACAAACAAUCUCCAAAAGACAGCUGCACGUGUUCCGAUCAGUUUUGAAGCCAAGCAAUCACCACAGAGGGCGAAGGUCCCUUAGGUCAAGGGGAAUCCGCAGAUUUGUGGAUGAAGUUGGUAUCAACGGUAACUUUGAGGAGACGGAACGUCUUAGGAGACAGCUGGAAGCGAAGGCCACACAGACCGACGGAAUGGCUGCAGCCGAGGAUGUUGUCGUAUACGAAGAACCUCCCAAACAGCCGAUGCAGAAUUUAACCACCACACCAACUACCCGCCAUCAUUCUAACCAUAAGCCGCAUGAAGCAAAGCCUGAACCAAUCAGCGCUCUGCCUGGAACAGGUGCCCAUGACAUCAACAUGACGAAAGCAGAACAGGUGCGCAAAAUGCUCGUCAACAACUACAGGCCAGUUCAGCCACUCAAUGGAAGAGUCGUGUUUAGGAGCUUCCCGUUCUUUAACGAGCCAAUCAAACAAGACACUGAAGUUGUAUAUAUUGAUAUACAUGAGUCAGAAAAGGGCGGAUCGUCUUUCAUUGUUGGGUCUUUUACAACUAUUCUUUGUUCCGUUUUAAUUUUGAGAAUUUGGUAGCAACACUUAUCAAUGCUUUAGUGUGACAUUUCAUAAUAAUCAUUCCAUUCCCCACAUACAAACUGACCUAAUCAAUUCAUUAGAAGUCUGACUUAAAAUAUUGCAUCCGGAGAUCCUCGGCCAUUUUUAUCGAAAAACAACCUCGGAUGUUUGUCGGUACAGCACGUCAGAUGAAGUAGGUCGUAAAAUUUUGAACUAUAUCAUUAAUUUAAUUUAGUGUUUCAGCUUAAUCUAAGUUUAAAUUGAUUGUCAGUGAAGUGUAUUAUUGCAUUGUCAGUGAAGUGUAUUAUUUCAAACAUAAUUUAGAUUUCCAAAGAGUAAAGUCAUUAAGUUUAACUGCUGAAUUAUAUUACUACGCGAUCUACUUGCAGCGGACUUAAAGUGUACCGAUUUCUGACAUUGUAAACCGUCCAUAUACAUCCGAGGUUGUUUUCGAUAAAAAUGGCCGAGGAGUCCCAAACGAAAUGAUUGAAAAUGAAAGAAAUAGGACUUGUAUACGUUCACUGUGUUAUUAUAUAACAUAUGGCGAUGUUUAAAGAGUAUUAUUCAAACUGGUGCCAUUUCAGUAUCGUAAAUUGAUCAAAGCACUAUAAAACAACUGAACAUUUAAUACAUACGGGUUUAGAACUGGCUUUUCUGGAUUUGACAAACUUGGAUGCAUGAAUAUUCGCAUGCUGUGUUGUAUAUGAAAUAUAUGUGUUAUAUAUUAUACGCGAAUGAUCAUUUUCAGUUGUAUAUCACGUGACGAAAACACCAUACUCUCGUUACCAUAGUAACCAUUUCAUAUUGUAGUCAAGAAAAGAACAACUAUGAAUAUUAUACUACUAUUAUUUGUUUUGUAUGAUACUAUUAUUUCCUAGAUGUAUAUAUUUCAGUGUAUAUAUUUGGACAAUUUUACACCACAGUAUGUUUACUUAUGUUUGCCGUGUUUUAAUAGUUAUUUUAAUGUUUUAAAAUAAAACAUAAAAAACA
Messenger RNA from Mya arenaria, 2384 nucleotides. RefSeq names its product carbonic anhydrase 1-like. Gene Ontology annotation, molecular function: carbonate dehydratase activity; zinc ion binding. Bases 111 to 1412 code for a protein of 433 amino acids. Lineage: Eukaryota; Metazoa; Mollusca; Bivalvia; Myida; Myidae. The record is from RefSeq and is a predicted model, not a curated record. The transcript has 8 exons.